Phragmites australis (common reed) is the source of this 4574-nucleotide messenger RNA. RefSeq names its product probable disease resistance protein RF45. Gene Ontology annotation, molecular function: ADP binding. NCBI's taxonomy places the organism in Eukaryota, Viridiplantae, Streptophyta, Magnoliopsida, Poales, Poaceae. The record is from RefSeq and is a predicted model, not a curated record. Gene Ontology annotation, biological process: defense response to other organism. The transcript has 3 exons. The coding region runs from base 201 to 4058 and encodes 1285 amino acids.
CUGUGUCGUAUUGGCUUGACCGUAUGGCAGUCUUGUUAAAAAAAUGACAACUUGCUUCUGCGGUAGGUGUACUUCCUUUCCCACUAAAAAAAGGUGUAGUUCCCUCCAUUAUGAAGAGCAAGAACUCCUUAAUCUUCAUCCAGAAUUAGCGCUAUCCCUGCCCCCUCUUUCUCCCAAAAUCUACACAAGAGAGCAGAGCUAUGGAGGCCACGGUGGUGAGCGUUGGCAAGUCCGUGCUGAAUGGAGCUCUCAACUACGCCAAAUCCAUGCUGGCGGAGGAGAUCGCCCUGCAGCUCGGCGUCCAGCGCGACGUUACCUUCGUCGCGGACGAGCUGGAGAUGAUGCAGUCAUUCCUGAUGACAGCAGAUGAUGAGCAAGAUGAGCAGAAGGUGCUCAAGACCUGGGUGAAGCAGGUCCGCGACCUGGCCUACGACGUCGAGGACAACCUCCAGGAUUUCGCCCUUCACUCCGACAAGAAGCCAUCUCGGUGGUGCAUCAUCUGCACCCUGUGGGAGAGGCGCGGCAUUGCUAAGGGGGUGAAGGAGCUCAAGGCCAGGGUGGAGGACGUGAGCAGCAGGAACUUGCGUUACCGCCUCAUCAAGGAUGGAUCUGCCUCCAAGCCUGCCGCUGCGGCCGAGCAGGCUGCCACUGCCGACGCGGCGGUAUUCGGCUUUGGCAUCGAGGAAAACUCCAUGGUGAACCUUGCGGAUCUGAUCAGCAGCAAGGAGGUGGAUCUCAGAGUAAUCUCAGUGUGGGGAACAGGCGGAGACCUCGGAAAGACGUCCGAAAUCAGGAAGGUCUACGACGACGAAGCAGUAAAGAAGAAGUUCGGUUGCCGCGCAUGGGUUAGGUUGAUGCGUCCUUUCAAUCCCAGGGAGUUCAUCAAGAACCUUGUGAAGCAGUUCUACGAAAAUUCUCCCGACUCAAUUGAAAAGGGUCACGAAGGCACAACUGUAGGGGCUAAUGCUCUCAUGAAGAUCGAGAAGAUGGAGCAGAUGGAUUUGGUCUUAAAUGAGUUCCAUCAACAGGUGAAUGGCAAUCAGUACCUGAUUGUGAUUGACGACCUGUCCACAAUUGUUGACUGGGAUUGCAUCAAAACGUACUUCCCUGACAGGAAGAAUUGUAGCCGCAUCAUAGUUUCAGCACAGCAAGCUGAAGUUGCAAGCUUGUGCACCGAGCAACCAUAUCAAAUGUCAGAGCUCAAGUGGGUGUCAGCUGAGCAAACUCUCUAUCUCUUCUACAAGAAGGUCGAGCGUGCUGUUGGUCUCGGCUCCGGCUCAAAUGCUCCUGCUGGUGAGAACCGAAUAGCCCCUGUCGCCUCCAGCUCCUCGAAUCCUCCAAAGGAACCGAAGUUGGCGGAUGGAGAUGUCCUUGGUGGGGGAAGGGCGACAAAGGCAUUGGCUUUCGAGGAAGCGCUGCUCAUCGGGCGAGCAGAGGAGAAAGCUCAAGUCAUCGAAAUGAUUAGCAAGCCCGAGCAGCGUUCCGUGGUCUCGGUGUGGGGGAUGGGAGGCAUUGGGAAAACCACUCUUGUCAAGGGCGUCUACCAAAGCCCGGAGCUUGCUGGCCUCUUUCGGAAGCAUGCUUGGGUCACUGUGAAGCAUCCAUUUAGCCUCGAGGUGUUCCUCAGGGGGCUGGCAGAGAGAUUACAGGAAAAUGCACAAUCGAUUUCUGCUGGGGAGAACAAAAGGCCAGACAUCACCAGGAUGGCACGGGGAAAUGGCAAAAAUCUAGCGACCAUGAAAUACGAGGAUCUGAAGCGUGAGCUAGCUGGGCUUCUACAGGAGCCCGAGUGCCUCAUUGUUCUUGAUGAUGUAUCGUCCACUCUAGAGUGGGACUCCAUCAUAAAGUACAUGGGACAAGCUAGACGGAUCAUAGUCACCACAAGGGAAAGGAGUGUCGCGAAACAUUGUUCUUCCAAGGAAGGCGAUGACAUUAACAUCUACCAGCUUCACGCCAUGGGAGAGAAGGAUGCCCUCGACCUCUUCAAAAAGAAGGUAUUCAAGAAGGAUGAAUACAAUGAUUUAAGAUCUGAUCUGGAGGAGCAAGCAAAACUUAUCCUAAGGAAGUGCCGUGGACUUCCCCUCGCAAUUUCUACCAUUGGCGGCUUUCUAUCUGAUAAACCUAGAACUGCGCUUGAAUGGAAGAAGUUGAAUGAUCAUAUUAGUGCUGAAUUGGAGAUUAAUACAGAACUUUACAUGAUAAAGGCAAUCCUUAUGAAGAGUUAUAAUGGCUUGCCAUAUCAUCUCAAGUCCAGCUUCUUGUAUAUGUCCAUUUUUCCUCAAGACCACAAAAUUAGGCGGAAACGUUUGGUGAGGCGGUGGAUCGCAGAGGGCUACUCAAGUGAAAUGCGUCACAUGUCUGCCGAAGAAGUUGGAGACAAGCACUUGGCUGAACUUUUCGACAGGAGUAUGAUCCUACCAACGAACAGAGUAACUCAUAGCACUGGAAAAAUUGAUUCUUGUCAACUUCAUGACCUGAUCCGUGACAUCAGCAUAUCCAAGUCUAUGGAGGAAAACCUUGUUUAUAUACUGGAGGAGGGGUGCAGCUCAAAGGUACAAGGAACGAUUCGUCACCUUUCAGUAAGUAGCAAUUGGGCCAGAGAAAAGGAUGUCUUCGAGAGCAUAUUGGACUUGUCCCACGUGCGAUCAUUGACUGUAUUUGGAGAGUGGAGAUCAUUUCUAAUUUCUGACAAGAUGAAAUUGCUUCGGGUGCUUGAUCUGGAAGACACAUCAGGUUUAAGAGACCAUGAUCUCGCUCACAUUGGGAAGCUCCAUCACCUCAGAUAUCUUUCCCUUCGAGGAUGCAGGGGUGUUACACAGCUGCCAGAUUGCUUGGGCAAUCUGAGGCACCUCCAGACACUGGACGUCAGAGAUACAUUCAUAAUGGUUUUGCCAAAAACUGUUGUCAAUCUUGAGAGGCUUCAGUAUCUGCGUGUUGGCUUUGUGCGACAGGAUGUGCAUAAAGACGACAUAUAUGAAAAGUUCGUGGACAAAAUUUUGCAGCAAAUAUCUGCUACGGGGGCAUGCCGCAAUUGGUGUUGUUUCUAUUCCUGCUCGCUGCUGGACUUGUGUGCAUACCAAUGCAGACCAAAACUCCUACAUGCCGACAUGAACAGUCAAGAUAUCUCAAAGUUCUGUAGCUUCUUUCUUACCGCUGGCUGGAUGCAUCAUACUCUACAUGGUUUAAGAGUUACCAGAGGGAUCGGGGACUUGAAGGCCCUGCACACACUAAGUGUCGUCAACGUUGCCUGGGGGAAACACACAAUGAAAGUGCUUAAAAGGCUUACACAUCUGCGUAAGUUGACAGUGACCGGCGUCUACGACAGGAACAGCAAGGACUUCUGGUCUGCAAUUGCCAAUCAUAAUCGGCUGCGAUCUUUGUCUGUGCAGCGGUUGUCUGAAUCAGUGGGGAUGCCAACCUUAGAUGGUUGUUUAGGUGAGACAACGUCCAUGGAUGGAACCGCCGUCAAUGGGCCAGCUGUGGCGGAGGCCCCAGAUACUGUCAAUGGCGGCUCGUCCUCAGGUGGCACCUCGCAGUCUAAACUCCGGCGCUCGCUGGCGGGCGAGGUGCUCUUUCCUCCGAAAGAUCUCGAGAGUCUCAAGGUGGAAGGCAAGCUAGUCAACAUACCGCAGUGGAUCCACCAGCUCCAGAAUCUAUCCAAGUUGCAGCUAUGCUACACCCGGCUGGAGCUGGAUGCGAUUCAGGUCAUUGGGAGGCUACCGAACCUCUCGAUCCUGCGCCUGAGGUCUUUGUCUUUUCUAGGCAAAGAGCUCCAUUUCUUGCGCUCGUCGUUCCCGAGUCUCGUUGUGCUGGAGCUCUCUGACUUGCCGCAGGUCCAGCUGGUGUAUUUCGAAGAGAGAACAAUGCCUUGCCUUGAAGUGCUCCAAGUCUCCAGUUGCCUGAGCAACGGUGUUCUAUCAGGGCUUCGGCUUCUGACAAGCCUCAAGGAAGUUUCACUGACGAGGGUGCACUACUCGUCGAUCGUGCGAGUGCAGAACCAACUCAAAGAGUGUGCAAAGCCUGUCAAUUUGAAGGUGAACUUUGGAGAGAGAUUGUAAGCCGACCAGUUUUGCAGGAACCAACAUGCUCAUAAACCGCCUUUUGUUGUUGCACAAUGCACACGUCCGUGUGCUGCAAUCGGUGGCAAUCGGCAAAUUAGAGAGCCCCAUGCUCUGAAUCAACAGUUGGGUUUUGCCGUCAUCAUUAGCCAGACCAUGCUUCUUCUAUGUGAGAUAGGCGCUAUUUGGGGGAGCUAGAGAUUGUCCAAAGCUGCUAGAAGCAUCUGAUCUGAGAAGCACGGGUUUGAGCAGCUUGCCUAUUCGGCAACUCAACUUUUGGAUGACUGGCUGGUUUUCUUAGCUGAAGCUUGACCGUCUGAAAUACCCUGGAGGAAAUGUUUUCCUGAUUCUAUGCUAAGUCCUACUUAGUACUAAGAGUUUUAAUUUCUUUUGAUGGUUUCAUAUGAACUUCAGUGUUGCCAUGGGUUCGCCCUCAUUCUGUACCAACAAAAUCCACAUAAUUUUUCGUUUGAAUGGAAUCCACUGAUAUUCACAGAAGACUCAUGAAAUUCUAUA